Messenger RNA from Phycodurus eques (leafy seadragon), 3192 nucleotides. It is a transcript of the gene nrarpa, whose product is annotated as NOTCH regulated ankyrin repeat protein a. NCBI's taxonomy places the organism in Eukaryota, Metazoa, Chordata, Actinopteri, Syngnathiformes, Syngnathidae. Bases 313 to 651 code for a protein of 112 amino acids. The transcript is spliced from 2 exons. Gene Ontology annotation, molecular function: enzyme inhibitor activity; protein binding; phosphatase regulator activity. Gene Ontology annotation, cellular component: cytoplasm. The record is from RefSeq and is a predicted model, not a curated record.
AAUUUAAGUCGGCGUUCCGGACCCGUCCGUCCGACAGACUCUCGCAUGAACAGCGGACGUGGACGUGGGAGAACCAAAGAGGGCGAGUGAUCCUUGGUGUCUCUAUAUACCGCAUCAUCUGCCGCUGCUAGGAAACUGUACAGAACCCCGCACCGCCACUCCACGCAGCGCACAGGAUCAUCUACAUUGAGGAUCUGUGUGUUUUCGCUCCUUUUUUUGGGGAUAUACAAACAAUUGUGGCCAAGCGCGAGAGCUUUUUUAGACAGGAUUACUCCCCUUUCCCUUCCCUUCUCCUCGUCCUCCGACGUAGCCAUGAGCCAGGCGGACGUGUCCACAUGCUCGGCCCCGCAGAGGGUGUUCCAGGAGGCGGUGAAGAAGGGCAACACCAAGGAGCUGCACUCGCUGCUGCAGAACAUGACGAACUGCGAGUUCAACGUCAACUCGUUCGGACCCGAGGGCCAGACGGCGCUGCACCAGUCCGUCAUCGACGGCAACCUGGAGCUGGUCAAGCUGCUGGUCAAGUUCGGCGCGGACAUCCGGCUCGCCAACCGGGAGGGCUGGAGCGCCCUGCACAUCGCCGCCUUCGGGGGCCACCAGGACAUUGUGCUAUACCUCAUCACCAAGGCCAAGUACUCAUCUGGGGCCCGGUGAUCGCUCUCUCCCAGCCUCCCUUCCUUCUUCCUUCUCACUCUCUCUGCUGUGUGUCAGGUAAAAACAAGCAAAACAAAAAACAAAACAAAAAUGGCAACAACAACAAAAUCUCCUCUCUGUUGUCUCCUUCAUGUGCCAAACAUCAAUAGGGCUGCAUUGGAAUCUUUCAAUAACACACACUUGGUUUGUUGGUACUAAAGCAGGGGUGGGGGACAGUUUUGCUAUCAGUCCUCCUGGUGCUUUACUAAAUUCAUGACAAUAUGAUUAUUAUUGGAUAUUCUUCAAAUGCUCUUGGCAGGCUGCUAAAGGGUCCGCAAACUGUAGGUUGCCCACCCCUGUCCUAAAAGCUUUCCUCUUGAAUGUGUCUACUACAGAUGGGGCGUUCCACUCACUGUUUAGAUCCCCCCCAUCUUCAAUAAUACUCAUUAUUGUCCACUAAAACAACCAUUUUAACUUUAAAGUGAAAUAGGGCACUUGACGCUGGAAUAUUUGAAAGGGAAGACACGCAACGCAAGUAAAGACAGAUAUAUAUUUUUUGUUUUGAGCUCAAAGAACAGCAUUAUGGCUAUCUGACAUGCUUUUUUGUUUGUUUUUUUGUUUAACCAUCAUGAUAUAACAACAAAUGGCUUCAUUGGAGUCUUGAAGUACUGUACACCAUAGCUUUACAUUGUUUCUGUCAUUGUUUGAAGAGAGAUACAAAACAUUCAACUUGCCAUCAUCCACGCUGGCGUCCAACUUUUUCAAGCCAGUCUGCCAAUGGUUGUGUUGUUACUUUAAAAAAAAAAAAAAAAAAAACAGCUGCUUUGUUUUUUUAAAGAAAAUUGAAAAGAAAAGUAAAAAAAAAUAAAAAAUUGGAAUCACUUUAUAAACUCAUUUCAGUAUUCUAUUAACAUCCUCACUGUGAAAGCAGGCUGUUUUUUUUAAUUAUUUUUGUUGUAUUUAUGAAGGUACAUUUUGAUUGAAAAAAAGAGAAAAAUAUUCUUUAAAUGUAAGAGGGUGACUAAAGCUGCUUCAUUAAAAAAACAAAAACAAAAAAAACAAAAAAAAAACUGUCCCAUGUAGAGGUAUCCCCUCUGUGUGUGCGCCCUUUUCCCUAAUCCCCUCCUCCUUUCCCACCCCUCCCAUCAGGAUUGGUUGCCUUUUGCCAGCUACCUCGACUUUUAAAGUAUUCUCAUGUUGUGCUUAUGCCAGUAUGUUGUGUGUUUUUGCCCCCCUUCCACUCCCCCAAAAGAUCCUGCAUCCUCAUUUGGGACAGUUUAUUUGACACAACAACCAAACCAGUUCAGACAAGCUAAAAGCAUCAGUGUGCCUUUCUGCGAUCUCUGUCUUUUUUUUUUUUUUUGAUGGGGUUUAGGGGGUAUAUUUUCAGUCAAGACAACAAGUGGAAUGGCUUCUUAAUGCAGGGAGUUUGAAUUGCACAAAUACGUGGAGCCUUGAGCACCUCUUGGCUUUAGAUGGAAUACUUACUACUACUGACUUUUUGAACAAAGAAAAAACAAAAAAAUACACAGACAUGAAAAAUCACAACACGUGGCAUUUGCAGGACUCACAAAGAAAAUACUUUAAGUUGCCUGCUGCAUUAAAAAAAUGGAGAAAAAAAAGUCAUGGCACCCUAACAUUUGAAUCAAUGCUGCUUGUAUUUUGUCAUAGUUAUUUUUUCUUUUCAAAGGCUUCACAGCAGCUUCAUGGGAAGAGUGUGUGUUCUUUGAAAGUGUGUGCUUCUUACGAGGCCCAGAAAAACACACGCACACACACAAAAACAAGCACCAGUAAACUGAAGCGAUUGGAUUGGUAUCAGGCAACACAUGAAAUAUGCAUCGCUUGUCUUAAACUUGAUAUUUCUUUUGUUUUUAUUAAUUCUUUUGAUUUCAAUAUUGCACUGAUGACUGUUGUUGAAGUUGGCUUUUUAUUUGCCAACAUUUAAGAAUUUUUUUCUGGAUAGGAAAAAAAAAUCAAACACAGCAAAAUACUAUUGUAUGAAUAUAUGCUCCAGGUGAUAAAUGUGCAUGCAUGUUACUUGGUGGGAAUGUGUUUUUCCAGCAAAGAAUUGUGUGCGUGUGUGUGUGUGUGUGUGUGUGUCAACGCUGAUGAUGAUGAUGAUGAUGAUGAUGAUGAUAAAACUUGGGGCACUUUCUUUUCUGAAGUGCUGUCUUCCUGUUUUUUUGUGAAAGGGGAAUAAUACAUUUGAUGGUAAGAUCAUUGUAACAUGAUUAAAAAUUGCACGGUUGUGUGGUUGUCGGGCUUAUCUGGGUCAUAACAUUUAUGACGUAAUGAGCUAGCCACCGGAGUGGUGUACAUGAUAUGUGUGUUGUUCUUUUUUUUAACGUGAAGAAAAGUGCUGAGUUUGUCCUUUUUUUUUGGAACAAGUUGUGUUUCUGUAUUUUUUGCUUAAUUUCAAGCAAGAGGAAACCGCUGAGUUUGCUUUUCCAGAAUUUUAUUUUGAAUGUUUGUAACACUGUGAUGAUGACGUGAUGUCACGUGGAGAUGAGUGCUGUAUUAUUUUUGUACGUUUGUGUACAAGCCAGUAAAGAAAAUAUUAAA